Messenger RNA from Volvox carteri f. nagariensis, 1166 nucleotides. RefSeq lists its product as uncharacterized. The transcript has 3 exons. The coding region runs from base 114 to 1166 and encodes 350 amino acids. The record is from RefSeq and is a predicted model, not a curated record. NCBI's taxonomy places the organism in Eukaryota, Viridiplantae, Chlorophyta, Chlorophyceae, Chlamydomonadales, Volvocaceae.
CGCAGCUUGAGGCUUGUAGCCCGCGAUCAGCGGCGGCGGCGACGACGACGGCGACGACGCAGCCGAAACUUCUGCGGACACUUCCGCGACCGCGGCCUCUGCUCCAAUGCGUUAUGUCGUUACUGACGGCCGGAGGGGGAGGAGGAGGAGGAGGAAGAGACCGAGGCGCACACGUACCUCUGCAGUUGAGGACACUGGCGGCGGGUCUGCUCGCAGCGUGGCUGGCCAACCCAGUCAACAAGGAGGUUGUCCUGCAGGCUCUCCUUCCACCGCCCAGCCAGCCGCCGGCAUUGGCUCCACUUGCUACUCCUACCAUCAUCACGGCCACGGCCACUACCGCCACUACCGCCACCACCACCAGUACUGCGCCGACGGUGGCUAUGGCCACAACAUCAGCAUCAUCAUUAGCAGCAGCAGCAUCGGCUUCAGGAUUGGGGAGCGGAUGCGGGGAGCGUGCACCUCUGGAUGCGCUGCAAGAGCUGCUGACCCUGUCGCCCGCCGCGGCGGCAGAGGAGGUACGACGAGAGGCGGCAGCUGCAGCGACAACGACAAUUGGAGAAGGACCGGUGAGGAUGGUGUCUGGGGCUCUACCUGCAGGCGUCCUUGGAGCGGCCGAAGCAGCGGUGGGGAAAGAUGGGGAGGAGAAUGGCGGUAACGGCAGCGGCAGCGGCGCCUGCCAGAGGCUGGAACUGCUGCAGGCGCAGCGGCGGUCCGAUGCAGUCGCGGCGGCGGUGGAGGUGCUUUAUGCGCUGGCGUGUGGUUGCGGACCCAUGGGUCGGAGGUUACUGGGUGCUCACCCAGGGAUACAGAGCGGCUUGGCUGCCCUAGCCACAGGCCACUCGGUGGCAGCGGCCGAUGACACACUGAGAGGCUGCACGGAGAGGGAGAGGGAGGCGGCGGCGGCUGCUGGCGUGGGUCCGCUGUCGGCGGCGCUGUCGCGGAAACCGUACGUUUAUGAACGCGACUUGCUGGUGGCGCGAUGUCGGGCGACGCUGUCUGCCGCUUCGGAGGUGGCGACGGAGGUGCUGGCGGCACUGGCGUCAGAGGAGACGCAUAUGGCCAAUGUCAAUGACGACGGUGAUGAAGCCCAACAGCAGCGACUGAAGGAGGCGACGGCGGAGGACCCUCAUGACAUGCGUGAAGAGCGGCCCAGCUCAAGGAGCUGA